AUUUGUUGGGUACAACUCCAACAGCGAAGCGGACAAUCUACUAAUAAAACGACAGCUGAAAAACGCGCGCACCCAAUUCUCCUAUCCUCUCCCACGAUUGCUCAUUCUUUACCCCAGCUUUUGACUUAAAUGUAAAUUUCGAUGAACCCUAAUUUCGAUCAACUAAUAGUUUUCAGUAUUUAAAGGAUCGAUAUUAAUCCAGUGCAGCGAGAACGAUCGUUCGAUGGUACCUCGAGUAUUCAUUUUGUUAUGCUUGAUUUCUCUCCGAUACCUUCCAGUGUUAAUAUCAGCUGCCACCAUUACACUUGAUUCGAUUGAGAUAUAUAAAACCCAUGAAUGGUUACCACACAAACCUACAGUCUACUUUCUAUGUAAAGGGGAGAACAAGACAAUUUUACCUGAUGUGAAGGAAAAGCAUGUCUUGUAUACCUUCAAAGGUGAAGAGUCUUGGCAGCCCCUAACAGAACUACAAGAUAAGAAGUGCAAGCGCUGUGGGUUUUAUGAGCAAGACACCCUUGAUCCGGAUGAUGUAUUUGAUGAGUGGGAGUUUUGUGCAUCUGAUUUUACAAGGUUUGAUGGGAAAUAUAUUCAUUUGAAAGACAAAGAGCUUAAUGCAACAUUUUCAUGUACAGAAUGUGUACCUUUUGGAAAUGGUGAGUACUGACUCUGAUCAUGGCA
Olea europaea var. sylvestris is the source of this 678-nucleotide messenger RNA. RefSeq lists its product as uncharacterized. The transcript is spliced from 3 exons. Bases 224 to 664 code for a protein of 146 amino acids. The record is from RefSeq and is a predicted model, not a curated record. NCBI's taxonomy places the organism in Eukaryota, Viridiplantae, Streptophyta, Magnoliopsida, Lamiales, Oleaceae.